AUGCACUUUUGUAAGGUAACAUUAUUUUACAAAAUAAUAAGUAAACUAUUUGGCAUGCAUUUAUCUCAGUCAUCCAGUAGCACCACAUUUGCUUUUGCACUUCUUGACAGACUGUGUUACAAAUGGGAUGGUCCAGCUCAACAGUGUACGAGUGGUAAUUGUUUCUGCCAUCCAGAAGGCGUCAACUCGAGUGCAUCCAUGAAUGUUGCUUUAAGGGCCUUGUUUGAAAAACUGACUUCCAUCUCAACAAGGGAAAAGUUUUUAGUAUCUUCUGAUAUUAAUUCGUUCCGAUUCUGUAAACAAAGGCAAAAUGCAUUUUAUCCAAGACUAUCUGUUAGUCUUACAAUCCCCAAAUCUUUGUAUCUCCUGCUCCAUCCAUUGUGA
This is a messenger RNA of Echinococcus granulosus, 384 nucleotides long. RefSeq lists its product as hypothetical. The transcript is spliced from 3 exons. The coding region runs from base 1 to 384 and encodes 127 amino acids. Lineage: Eukaryota; Metazoa; Platyhelminthes; Cestoda; Cyclophyllidea; Taeniidae. The record is from RefSeq and is a predicted model, not a curated record.